This is a messenger RNA of Onychostoma macrolepis, 6352 nucleotides long. It is a transcript of the gene maptb, whose product is annotated as microtubule-associated protein tau b. Gene Ontology annotation, molecular function: microtubule binding. The record is from RefSeq and is a predicted model, not a curated record. The coding region runs from base 517 to 3204 and encodes 895 amino acids. Gene Ontology annotation, cellular component: neuron projection. Lineage: Eukaryota; Metazoa; Chordata; Actinopteri; Cypriniformes; Cyprinidae. The transcript is spliced from 15 exons. Gene Ontology annotation, biological process: neuron projection development; microtubule cytoskeleton organization.
ACAGAAGGACACUGAGAGCAUCAGCAGCGUCACUCUUUUUCAUGCAGCAUUCUAAAAUAACCUAUAGUACUGUUUUUGCAUGUAAGAGAUCAAGAUAACUUGCUUAGCAAUAGGAAGGAGGAGGAAUUUACAUUUGAUCUUGCAAUUUCUCUGUCUUUUGGGAUAAAACAGCAGCAGGUUGUGCAGCGGUGAAACAGAGGAGCACAAGGACUCUUACUGUUAAUGUGAAGCUGUCCAGGUGAAGGACUUGGCUUGCGCCAUCCUCCCUUUGCAGGACGCUGAAGGAACUGGCAGGGUUUGUUCACUGACUGCUGCAGUUGGACAGACAAUAACUCAGUGUGCCACAGAGGUGAAUGAGACAUGAGAUUAUCUGAGAGAGCUGCAUUCAACCCUGCACCAACGCCGUCUCUCAUUGUGUUGCUGGUUGUCCUCUGGUCUGCCUGAGCGUGUUCAUGUGUUUUGGAGGAGGCGUGACUUUGGAGAGUGAUUUGCAGGGAAGACUGAAAUCAUCUCAAAAUGGACCAUCAGGACCACAUGAAUUCUGGACAGCUGGGUGACUCUCAGCACUCUCCUGGGAACAACAUAGCAUCUGGUGUAGCCAACAUGACCAUCAGUGGCGGCCAUCAACAAGACAUGAAGAAUGGGACAGCAGCACAUAUGGGACCGGGUCAUGGGCCAGUGAAAGAGGAUACACAUGAACCAACGCCUGAGGUGACCACCCAAAAGCCUGUUUUAGAAGACUCCGAACCCAAGCCCUCCUUUGAUAAAGAUGUGCCAUUGGUGUUGUCUGUGGCUGUUCCUAUCAUUCUGCCUUCCACGUCAUCAGAAGAGUUAACACCCGGAAGUCCGCCCGAGAGUGGCCGGAGCAGUGCGGCAUCAGUGGAUGGGGAGGGAGAGCGAGAGAAUGGGGAGAAGGAAAGCUCUUUCAGCCCAAGAGAGUCUCCACAUCCAUUACCGACACCUCUAGCUGAUGAUUUGGGUUCAAGAAUCACAGGCUUUGACAGCCAGGUGAAGAGGAGUCCCUCAGAAAAGAUGACUGACCAUCAUAGUGCCAGUGGAUCUGAGGAGGAGGAGAAAGAAGAAAAUGAGACGGAGAAAUCUGAAAGAAAAUUUGGUUCUCCCAGUGUGGAAGAAGCUUCCAGAAGUGCUAUCAACAUAAAAGAAGAUAAAGAAGAUGAAGAAGAGGACAAAGAGGCAGUUAGUGAUGAUGAAGAGGAAGAAACAGGAGUUUCCUUCCUGCCCAGUUCUAUCACCCCAGACUUGACAACCCAGAAAGAUGACAAUAUUGAUGAUGAACAAGAAACCCCUUCUCAUCUUCCCAUGACUCCAGAGGAAGCUAAAAAACGUGGCCUAUCGUUUGACUACACCGAACCUCAGGAUCCCGGUCGUCAGGGUGGUCCUGUGGGCUGGGAAUGCAGCUCUGACAAAACACCACCAGAAAGCAAGAGCCCCGAAUCCUGCAGGGCUGAUCCGGGAUCACCUCUUUCUCCCAUUGCUGCUGCCGAACCUACCAAAGAGGAAUCAUCUCUAACAGACUUACAAACGGAUGAUCGGGAUGAAGAAGUAGUAGAGGUACCAGAACCUGAACAAGAAGACGAGGCGAUCACCAUUCCUCCAUCUUUCCAAGAAGUUGCUGCACCCAAGAUGCAGCCUAAGGCAGAGGAAUGUAGAGAACCUGAAGAAGAAAAAGAGAUCAAGCAGGAGAAAUAUUUGGAGACGAGCGAUGAUGAUCACAUUGAGAUGGAAAAACUCCAGCCUGUUGCCACACCUGAGCCUGUUGCCACACCUGAGCCUGUUGCCACACCUGAGCCUGUUGCCACAUCUGAGCCUGUUGCCACAUCUGAGCCUGUUGCCACACCUGAGCCUGUUGCCACACCUGAACCUGUUGCCAUUCCUGAACCUGUUGCCAAAACUGAACCUGAAGCUAAGGAUGCCGUUAAGCCCAGCGCCCAAGUAAUGCCCACAAAAGCAUCAAGCAAAGCAGCUCCUAUCAAAGAAUCUCCUGCCAAAAAAACAAAGAAACCCGUCGCUACAGUUGCUGCUACUCCUUCCCCUAAAUCUGCUCCUAAGCUUCAGAAAACUCCCUCUAAAGAUGCUGCUCCGGCCAGAAAAGCAAGUGUCCCAUCCAAAGCCAAGGCUGGAGCAGGGGCAACUCCUGAAAAAAAGAUAUCAACCACAACCCCGCAUGCAAAAGCUAGACCUACUUCUGCCCCCCAAAGAGGGUCUUCAGUCUCAGGCAUCCCCAGCAAAAAGCCCUCAGUCUCUUCCUCAACUCCACCAUGUCGCUUUAGCAGUCCAGGCUUUGCAAACUCUGUAAAAAGGCCCAACAGUGCAGGAGCAAGAGAGUCCAGGGCCACGGCUGGAGAUGCCAAGAUGAAGACAGCGGGUGCCAAACCCCAAGGAGUUGGCACCAAAAUCCCUGCUGCUUCACGGAUGGAGCAGCGAAAGGCAGGACCAGGGUUCAUUGAAAGAGCUGACUCACCUAAAACCCCAGACCGUAGUGGUUGCAGCAGCCCAGCCAGUCGGUCCUCCACCCCUGGACAACAGGUGAAGAAAGUAGCGGUGGUGCGCACCCCUCCCAAAUCACCUGGUUCAUUGAGAUCUCGUGCCCCGAUCGCUCCUGUUGCACCCAUGCCUGACCUGAAGAACGUCAAGUCCAAGAUUGGCUCCACUGAGAACCUCAAAUACCAACCUGGAGGCGGGAAGGUGGCUAUUGUUCAUAAGAAGAUCGACUUUUCUAAUGUUCAGUCUAGAUGUGGAUCCAAAGGCAAUAUCAAGCAUGUUCCUGGAGGUGGUAAUGUUCAGAUAGUGCACAAAAAGAUCGACCUAAGCAACGUCCAAUCAAAGUGUGGUUCCAAGGCCAACAUUCAUCACAAACCAGGAGGUGGAAAUGUGGAGAUCAAAUCUGAGAAGUUGGAUUUCAAAGCCCAGUCAAAGGUUGGAUCUCUGGAGAACAUUGGACAUGUUCCUAGGGGUGGACAGAGGAAGAUUGAGAGCCACAAGCUAAGUUUCCGAGAGCAAGCCAAAGCGCGCACCGACCACGGCGCUGAGAUCGUGUACCAGUCCCCCGACAUUUCCACGGAUGGAUCUCCCCGCCGCCUCAGCAACGUGUCUUCCUCCGGCAGCAUCAACAUGACCGACUCCCCGCAACUGUCCACACUAGCUGAUCAGGUGUCAGCCUCACUCGCUAAACAAGGCCUGUGAGCUGCAGGCCCAAACGUGUUGGCAAUUAACAAAUUGAAAAAAAAAAGUAAAAAAUGUAUCUCCUUCAGUCCUUUCAAAAGAGGUGCUUGUCGGAUUUCUCCUAACUAAAGGUUGUCCCAGCGGCUUGUCUGCUUGUGAAAUAAUUUUUGCCUCCUGGCACGGAGAGACAGGUAUUGAUGUUAUUGGCUUAGUAUCAACAAAAGAAAAAAACACUACAAUUUAAAAGGAGCUGGUGGUGUAUUGAUCCAAAUGGUCAUUUAUAGCACUGAGUAGCCUGAUUUUGUUCGUUUAAUCCCCCGUUUUUUAAAAGAAACAACAAUGACAUUUGCUUUCAAAGCUGUAUUUGCUUCGUUGCCUUAUUGUGAAUGUUUUUAUUUACCAUAACUUAUGCACUCCUGUUUUGACAUGCAGCAGUAGGGAAGGCAAACAUGCUACAUGGUUUGGAAGGGUGCAGUUAAUGAUACUGGCUAUGAAUUUGAUUGGACAGAAACAUUUCAAACGCUCCUAGUUAAAUUUGAGGCAGUCAGGCUGUAGCGGACACAUAUUUAACAACAAUAGAAGCCUGCUGUAUAAUUAAAUUCACAAAACACCUCAAUUGUGUGUUUGAUCCAAAUUAAAACAGUAAAAACUUUGAUAAAUCACUAUUCAGAUGAGUCUAGGAUGCUGUAAUUCUAAUAUCAUAGUUUGGAAAUUUCGGUACCAGACUUUACCUGUGAAUUAUUUUAAACUGCACAUCCUAAUUCAUCCCCACAGCAAAUUCUCAAGGCUUAUCUGUCCUCAUAAAUGCACAGGAAGUUGCAUCGCUGAUUGAAAUCUGGCUUGGCCUCUAGCGACUCUUGACAGAGAAGAAAGCAAAUGUCAAUAUAUAAAAGUCAUUCAAAAAAAAUUUAAAUAAACUGUUGUACAGGGCUCAACAAUAAGGAUUUUUGUCUAUCUGGACAGUUAUUCACAUUUUAUUUUAUUUUUUUAAAUAUUAAAUUUUUAGCAACAUAUUUUGUGUCUAAAAAUAUACAUUUUAAUUCUAGAUUCAGCUAAAUGACAAAUCCUUACUGAUAAUGUCUACUAAUUAAUGACAACUAUUGCAUCAUUCUUACUGCAUCCAAUACAUCGCUUGAAGCUUCCGUUUUCAAAACAAAAAUGAUUUCUAUGUUUAAAAAGGUUUAUGAGACCAAAUAUAAAAUGUAGUGACUGCCUUUCACAGGCCCCAGAUCACAUGGCCAUCCUUAUUGUUGAGCUCUGAAGUAGUUUGCCCUGCACAAGCACCAUCAAACUGAUAUCACUCAGUACAUCCUCUCACUGUUCCCUUCAACUUAUCUCUGUAUGGUAACGAUGCUUCUGUAUCGAUGGAUUUUUCAGCUUCUGUGUCUAAAAUGCUGUUCCAAAGAAUGUGUCUAUGGACCAAUGAGAGGAUUUCAAAGCACUCAAUAAAAUAACUGUAACAUCACAUCAGGAAAUCUCAUAUUGAGAACAGACAACAGAAAAGUGCCUCCCGGUGUCCAUCAACUACAUUCGAGAAGACUGUCUAUGUUUUAAAGAUUCUCUUUGGUCUAAGAUGGAUUCAGUCAUGUACAGCAUCACAGAGCUGAUUCAUUUGGUGUGAAAUACGAUGCAGGGCAUUUAACACAUAGCCAAACUCCCCUCAGUGCUAAAACCUUCAAUAUAGUCAUCAAACCAAACCACAAUGCUCACACACUGCACAUUUCCAGCAUGCAAUGGACUUCACCCAUGGUCUUGAAUAUAGUAACCACAGUCACCACACCCCUGUCCAACUGUUUAGAAAACUACCUUUACUAGAGCGUUUGACUCAUAUUAAAACAUGAAAAGAAAGGAAAGAAAAAAAAAUGGAGGAAGAUUGAAAAGGAACAAAGCUACCUGCUAAAAUCCAGGUUUAUGUUGCACUCUUUUUUCUAAUAGUAUUGUGUGGACGAUGUAAAAGAUGUACGAAUGCGUUCAGAAGAUCUGAUUUGGAUCUGACUCUAAGCUUUUUAUUUAAUAUCCGCAGUGCGUUGCAGCUUUACGCUCAUUUGAAAGUGAAUGCACUGAUUUGACAGAAGAGCUGCCUCUACACAAACUGCAUUACUCGUUUAGAUGUAUAUCUUGCAUUUAGAAAUGGGGAAGAAUAUAAUAAUAGGUAAAAUAGAGGGAUAAUUUGCAUCCAGAAUCCACAAUAUCAGUAAAGGACUUAACUAGUGCCACAUAUCUCUCUCUCACAUGACCCUGUGAGAAGCUUUAGACGGAUUGCUGUAAACCCAACACUGUGGCCGUCCUUUGUACAGCAUGCUGCUAACAUAAACCUGAGCAUUUAGACGCGUGGGGUUAAGCUGAAGAACAGAUUUAAGAUAAAAUGUUUAAAAAUGGCACUGGAUAAGGCCUUUUAAGUAAUUCUACCCUUUAGCUGUGUUUCAAAUGGUUCUGUAAUAAUCUGUUAACCGGUUCUGAGGUCUCUCUAUCGCUGUCCUCCGUUUCAUUUCCCGCCUCUGCUCUUCUCUUCUCAUCGCAGUUCUUCAUUCUAGCUUGACAGUUGUGAUUGUCUAUCGUAAUGUGUUUUAUUAAUUGGUUUACACUGAUACUCCUUGCUGUAAACGUGAAUUUGGAAAUAAAGUCCGUAUUAAACUACUUUCUGUGUCCUUUGUUUUUCUAUAAAUUUGCUCUUUUGGUGUCCUUUCCCCUUCAGAUCAUUUACUCAGUCACGGUUAUAAACACUAGAUGUACUUAAAGGUACAGUGUCAUUUUCUACGUUCAUGUGAAAAACCAGUCAAAGACUAUUGAAAAAUCCGUUUAAAAUCAUGAAUACCGACUUGAGACAAAAAGGUAAGCAGGAGACUAACGAAAGCAGUUUUUAUUUUACAUGUAGCGGGUCGCCUCGUGUUCAGAUCACAUGACAAGACCAAUACUACGGAACUGAGUAAAUAAUACGGAGAAUAGAUUUUUUUUUUUUUUUUUAAUGAAGUGGGUAACCCAAGUAUAUGAAUGUGAAUGUGCGUGAUGCAGCAUCACCGCUAGACGGCAGUAUAAAGACUAAAUAGCUGUCUUUCCAACUGAGUAGGCUACCUUUCAAAGCAUCCUUGUAUCGUCAGUAAGAAGCUAUUUCCAGAAUGCAAAUCUGAAAACACCAUCAUCCAAAUAUUGCUGCUUUAGUUUAAAUUAU